AUGUCCUUUUCACUGCUGAGACAGUCUCUCACUAGACCAAUUUCUUCUUCUUCUCGGGGUUCUUUUGGCUUGUUGCGGUUCCUUUCCGUCAAGGCCUCCGCCAUCACUUUUGCCAAUACUGGUAUCCCCAAAGACGUUGUCAAGCUCGUUUCCUACGAAUUGAAUGGCCCUGGCCCUGAUGAAAUUCUUGUCAAGACUUUGGCUUCGCCAAUUAAUCCUGCUGACAUCAACCAACUUGAGGGUGUGUACCCGUCAAUGCCUGCUUUUACCACCGAGCUAACACCGGAGCAGCCUUCAGCAAUCGGCGGCAAUGAGGGUCUUUUUGAGAUUGUCGAAGUUGGUUCCAACAUCAAGAACUUCAAGGCUGGUGAUUGGGCCAUCCCCAGGCUCCCCAACUUUGGUACAUGGAGAUCACAUGCACUUGUGACUCCUGGAGAUUUGACGCCUAUUAACCGCGACGGAAUCACACACACCCAAGCCGCAACCAUUUCCGUUAACCCAUGCACUGCGCACCAGAUGCUGACCCAGUUUGUUGACCUCAAAAAGGGCGACUGGUUCAUCCAGAAUGGUGGCAACUCUGGCGUGGGCCGUGCAGCUAUCCAGCUCGGCCGCAUCUGGGGACUUAAUUCCAUUUCUGUGGUUCGCAGCCGUGAUAAUCUAGACGAGCUGAUUGCUGAGCUCAAAGAUCUUGGUGCCACCCAGGUUAUUACUGAAGAGCAACUAAAUUCUAAGGCAUUCAAGCCCACAAUUAAGGAGUGGACCCAGGGGAAGCCAAUCAAGCUUGGGUUCAACUGUGUGGGCGGCAAGUCUGCGACCGGCGUUGCACGCCAACUUGGACAUGGCGGCAAAUUGGUCACAUAUGGUGGCAUGUCUAAGCAGCCUGUUAUUCUUCCAACUUCGCUAUUUAUUUUUAAGGACGUUUCCGCUCACGGAUACUGGCUUUCUGCGUGGACCAAGAAAGACCCCGAAGGCAAGGGUAAGGCUGUGGAAGAGAUGCUUAAUCACAUUCGUAGUGGCCAAUUCAAGGAUGUUCCUGUGUCUCCCAACGUGUGGAGCAAUGCAUCAUCAGACGAGGCCAAACUGGAAGUAUUCAAGCAGGCUCUUGACAAUGCAACCAAGGGCUUUGCAGGCAAGAAGCAGGUUCUUGAGUUUACUGAUUAA
This is a messenger RNA of Magnusiomyces paraingens, 1161 nucleotides long. RefSeq lists its product as uncharacterized. Gene Ontology annotation, cellular component: mitochondrion. Gene Ontology annotation, biological process: fatty acid metabolic process. Gene Ontology annotation, molecular function: trans-2-enoyl-CoA reductase (NADPH) activity. Lineage: Eukaryota; Fungi; Ascomycota; Dipodascomycetes; Dipodascales; Dipodascaceae. The transcript has 2 exons. The record is from RefSeq and is a predicted model, not a curated record. Bases 1 to 1161 code for a protein of 386 amino acids.